This is a messenger RNA of Drosophila obscura, 949 nucleotides long. RefSeq names its product leucine-rich repeat-containing protein 40. The transcript has 2 exons. The record is from RefSeq and is a predicted model, not a curated record. Gene Ontology annotation, molecular function: protein binding. Bases 130 to 855 code for a protein of 241 amino acids. Lineage: Eukaryota; Metazoa; Arthropoda; Insecta; Diptera; Drosophilidae.
UCAUCUAUGAAUAUUUCAGUUUUAUAUCCUACUUCGUGCUGUGUAGACGUACAACUACACACAGAAUAUAUACAAGUUUGAGCCUGUAGCUUAAAUUCACAAUUUCCGUUUGACUGAUUUCUGUGGGAGAUGCCCGCCGACGGAUUGAACAGCCCUCGGGUGCAGGGACGCAGGAGUGGAGGAGACCAGAAGAAUGGAUCACCGUUUCCGGACAAGUACGACAUGCGCGGCACACGCGCUCUGAGCAUCUGCAAGAGCAAGAUCACUGAGGUGCCCAUGGAGCUGUUCGAGCAGGCGCGCCUGGAGCUGGUGAAUGUCGUGCAGCUGGAGGACAACUGGCUGAGCGACGUGCCCAAGGAUCUGGACAUGCUGAGCGAGCUGCUCACCCAGCUGGAUCUGAGCAAGAAUCAGAUCUCCUGCAUUCCCACCAACAUCUCGCAGUUCUCGCGGCUGGCCUUACUCAAGGUCCCCUGCAACUUGCUGCGCGAUCUGCCCAUGGAAUUUGGGGGCCUGCAGUUGCUCUGUGAGCUGGACAUCUCCUUCAAUCGGUUCGAGCGAUUGCCGCGCUGUAUCGCCGAUUUGCAGAGCCUGGAAACCCUCUUGGCUCACGAUAAUCACAUCAAGGACCUCGACGCCAGUGAGCACGGACUGGGGGCCCUAAAGAAUCUGCGGGUAUUGGAUCUGAGCAAUAAUGAUAUUCGCCAAGUGCCGCCCAUUCUGGGUAACCAGCGGAAGAUCAUUCGACUGAAUCUGAUGGGCAAUCCGCUCCGACAGCCGCGUUACUCUAUUCUGAGCUCUGGAACGGAGGCCAUCAUGGCGUACCUCCGCACUCGCAUACCCCUUGCCCAGCUGUAGCUCCCAUCAAAUUAUCUGUCAUUGUUGCUUAAUAAAAAAAACAAAGUACCCCUUGGGAUAGUACCCCUGUGGAUAGUACCCCAUAAGUACUCCA